Ochlerotatus camptorhynchus is the source of this 6024-nucleotide messenger RNA. RefSeq lists its product as uncharacterized. The record is from RefSeq and is a predicted model, not a curated record. The transcript has 2 exons. Gene Ontology annotation, biological process: DNA integration. Bases 1 to 6024 code for a protein of 2007 amino acids. Lineage: Eukaryota; Metazoa; Arthropoda; Insecta; Diptera; Culicidae. Gene Ontology annotation, molecular function: nucleic acid binding.
AUGCCUGGAGUUCCACUGAUGCCGGAUGAAGUCCCAGCCGAUGCUCAAUGCAUUUUAUGCAAGCGACCGAAUACGGCGGAUGCGAAGAUGGUCCAGUGCGAUGGAUGCAGCCGAUGGUACCACUUUUCGUGCGCUGGUGUAGGUGAUAGCAUCGAGGCUGAUGACCAAAGCUACCAAUGUGUGUUAUGCCGGCCAAGGGGUUCCCGUGCACCGUCGUUGGUAGGAUCAACACCAUCGACGACUGCAAGUGCAAGAGAGGCAAAACUUCAAUUGGAAAUGCAGCAAUUGGCCGAGGAAAAAGAACUUCAAGCCAAGCUGAUGGCAGAAAAGGCGAAACACGACCAGGAGAUGCAGGAAAAGGCUUUGCAAUUGGAAAAGGACAGGAGAGAAAAGAUGAUGGAGGAUCUGAUGAAACUGGAGAAGGAGUUCCUGGAACGGAAAUUCAAGUUGCUUCACGCGCGAUUGGAUGAGGAUGCUAAGGCAAAUUCAAGAGCGAGUAUGUGUAGCGGUGACAGUGCAGCCGAUAGCGUCGAUAAAGUUCGAUGCUGGAUCGACAACCACCAAGUGAUCCUGAGUGCCAAAUCUGGAAAAGUUAUUUCCACUGGGCUCACAUCGCAAGCGGGUGGCCACAUCCUACCAACAGAAUCGAUGCCGGUAGCAAGCACAGCGCAAAACAGCUCGAAUGUAGUUCCAGUUUCAGCAGUUACCAGCCAAGAAGUGGGAUCGAAACCGGUUAGCACACAAGGUGUGUUUUCGAAAAACUUUGAUGACGUCAUCUCACCUAUUGCGACCGUACACCAGGGAGGUUUCACUAGUGUCGCAGAACCAGCCCUAUCACUUCCAACAUUGCUUCAAUCAACGCCCCGGGCAGCACCUGUGUCGCUGACGAGUAUUCCAACUGUGCAGCCGACAUUAACGUGGCAGGCGAAUACCAAUCUGAUUCCGCCUGCAGUCAACCAGCUGGUUCCGGAUUUAGAUCCUCAGAUUCCUGUACCGGUAUCAUAUGGCGGACACAAUCAACCACGAGAGGACAGACCUUAUUGGAUGGAUCCUCGAGUUGGUCAGUACAAUCCGUAUGUAGUACCUACUUCGAACAUGUUGCAGUAUGGGGUGUUUCAGCCAUCGUACGGCCCGAAUGCGCAGCAGUUGGCAGCACGCCACGUUGUUCCCAAAGACCUUCCGUGUUUUACUGGGGAUCCAACAGAGUGGCCGAUGUUCUGGAGCAGCUAUGAUACGUCUACGCAGAUGUGUGGGUACAACGAUUCGGAGAACCUGAUGCGACUACAACGAAGCUUGAAAGGGGACGCGAAGAAAGCAGUGAGCAGUUUUCUUCUUCAUCCGUCAAACGUUCCGGAGAUAAUCAACACGUUGCGAGUUCUCUAUGGACGACCGGAAGCAAUCAUCAACUCUCUUCUGGCUGAGGUGCGAGCAACACCGACACCGCGACCAGAAAAACUGGGGACUAUAAUCAGUUUCGGCCUGGCUGUUCGCAAUUUCUGUACGCAUCUAGUUUCGACUGGACAACAGGUACAUUUGACUAACCCGAUCUUGAUCGAUGAGCUAGUCGAAAAGCUUCCAGCCAACAUUAAGCUGGAUUGGGCGAUGCAUAAGCAACGAGUGCAGAACGUGGACUUGAGGACAUUUUCGGAUUACAUGAACGUGAUCGUAACGGCAGCUAGUAGUGUUACACCAGUCACUGCCAAAUCCGAAAAGUCGAAAGGGAAAGCCGAGAUACACACGGUGAACGUCCGGAACGACAAGGCAACCAACAAGAAACCAGAAGCUUCCAUCCAAACGGGAAGCGAACGUCCUUGUGUGGUUUGUCAAACAGCCGGCCAUAAACCAAAAGACUGCAGUAGCUUCAAGUCGAAGACGUUGGAAGACAAAUGGAAGGUGGCCCAAGAAGUUCAUCUGUGUAGACGCUGCUUGUAUCCGCAUGGUAAAUGGCCGUGCAAAGCAUCAAACUGCGGGGUCAACGGUUGCCAACAACGCCAUCACCGAUUGCUCCAUCCGGGCGAUCCACGAGAAGGCAAAGCAGAGGGCUCGACUCCGGUGUCUGGCGUAAUCUCCGUUCAUCAGCAACAUCACCAAAUUCUCUUCCGUAUUGUCCCUGUAGUUCUUCACGCUAAUGGUCGAUCGGUUCAAACCUUCGCUUUCCUGGAUGGUGGUUCCGAUUCUACUUUAAUGGAGCGGUCUUUGGCAGAGCAGUUGGGUGUACAAGGUCCGACUUCUCCUCUGUGUAUGCAGUGGACUAACGGGGUCAAGCGUGUGGAAGAAGAAUCCCAGCAAAUUCAGCUGAAUAUUUCUGGAGUUACCACUGGCAAGCAGUUCACCCUACAAAAGGUGCAAACCAUCGAUGGGCUAGAACUACCGCGACAGUCUAUACAUUUUGAAGAGCUGAGGAACAAAUAUCCGUACAUGAGAGGUUUACCUGUUCGAAGCUACAACGACGCUGUUCCAGGUAUCCUGAUAGGUUUGGACAACACAAGGUUGAAGACAACGCUUAAGUUGCGAGAGGGCCGUGAACACGAGCCAGUAGUCGCCAAAACUAGGCUAGGCUGGGUUUUAUAUGGUCACUCUGGAAAUGAAGUCAGAAGUUUAUCACAGCGAGUUCUUCAUAUUCGUACCAAGUCCCAAGACAACGAAUUACACGAGCUAGUGAAGAGUUUCUUCUCUAUGGAGAGCGUUGGGGUUUCGGUGACACAGGCGAAGGAAUCAGCAGACGACAAGCGAGCUAAAGAGAUUCUACAAGCAACCACAACCAGGACUGAAACCGGCAGAUUCGAAACCGGACUUCUGUGGAAGUUCGACAACGUUGAGUUUCCCAACAGUAGAUCCAUGGCCGAGCAGAGACUGAAGUGUUUAGAACGUCGUCUUCAUAAAUCACCAACCUUGUACGACAACGUUAGGCAGCAAAUCGCAGACUACGUAUCUAAGGGCUAUGCACACAAGGCAACUCCACGUGAACUGGAUGAGAUGGAUCCGAAGCGGACGUGGUUUUUACCUCUGGGUGUCGUAGUGAAUCCCAAAAAGCCCGAUAAAGUCAGGGUCGUCUGGGAUGCCGCUGCAUCGGUGGAAGGCGUUUCCUUGAACUCCGUUCUUCUAAAAGGACCUGACCUGCUGACAGCAUUGCAAGCAGUCUUAUGUCGUUAUCGACAGAAGGAGACCGCCAUCAGCGGAGACAUAAUGGAAAUGUUCCAUCAAGUACUCAUCAUACUCCAAGAUCGUACAGCUCAGUGGUUCCUGUGGCGGGACAAUCCAUCCGAUCCGUUUCAAGUAUACGUCAUGGACGUCGCAAUUUUCGGAUCAACGUGUUCUCCUAGUUCAACGCAAUUUGUAAAGAACCUGAAUGCGGAUGAGUAUGCUGCGGAAUUCCCGGAGGCGUCCGAGGCGAUAAAGAAAAAUCACUAUGUAGACGAUUACCUUGACAGCGUUGAUUCUGUCGAAGAAGCAGUUCAGCUGGCAUUGGACGUUAAGGAAGUGCACGAAAAAGCAGGAUUCCUUAUUCGGCAUUGGAUGUCGAACUCUCCAGAGGUGCUGCAGCGGAUUGGGGAGAAGAACACGAAGUCGGUGAGGAGUUUCACCAUGGACAAGGGUAGCAACCUGGAACGGGUAUUGGGGAUGGUGUGGCGACCACAAGAGGAUGUCUUCGUAUUCUCGAUGACUUUCCGGGAGGAUCUGCAACGUCUAAUGGAUGGAUCCGUUGUGCCGACCAAACGCCAAGUCCUGAGCUUAGUCAUGAGUGUGUUCGAUCCAUUAGGGAUGAUCGCUCCCUUCGUAGUUCAUGGAAAGACGAUAGUUCAGGAAGCGUGGCGAUCCGGAAUUGGCUGGGAUGAGCCGCUACCUGCAGAUAUCGUACCCCGGUGGGAAAAGUAUGUAAAAUUACUUGGAACACUGGAUAUGGUUAAGAUACCCAGAUGCUACUUUCCCGGCUACAGCGCUGGAGCCUACGAUUCGCUCGAAUUGCACGUUUUCGUUGAUGCUAGCAGUACUGCAUACGCCGCCGCAGCCUACUUCCGGAUAGUAGAUGGCGGUAAAAUACGCUGCAGUCUCGUGUCUGCAAAAACCAAGGUGGCGCCGAUUAAGUUACUUUCAGUGCCACGGUUGGAGCUACAAGCAGCCGUAAUUGGAACACGACUUAUGAAGUCCAUCAUAGCAAAUCACACGUUGCAGAUCAAGCGCAAAGUAUUGUGGAGCGAUUCUUCCACGGUCUUGAACUGGCUUCGGUCAGACCCGCGAAAGUACAAGCAGUAUGUAGCGUUCCGGGUAACAGAAAUUCUGGAUGAAACGGAGGUCAGCGAUUGGAAGAAGGUGCCCACGAGAAUGAACGUAGCCGAUGAAGCCACCAAGUGGGGUCAUGGACCAUGUUUCGAAGAACAGAGCAGGUGGUUCAAGGCCCCAGAGUUCCUGUAUAAGCCGGAGUGUAGCUGGCCAGAGGAAGCGGUAGAGUCGACAACAGCCGAAGAAUUAAGGAUGGUCCAUGUGCACCAGCUGCCACCGACGCAGCCAGUCAUCGAGUUCAAACGGUUUUCAAAGUGGGAAAGGUUAACCCGCACAGUAGCAUUCGUUCUACGGUUUUGCUGCAGGCAGAAGGGCAAGGACGAAUCAAAGAAGGACGGAGAAGUAACCUUGAGCAGUGAGGAGUGUAAACUAGCGGAGUCGACCGUGUUUAAGCUGAUCCAAGCGAGUGAAUACCCGGACGAAUGUAAAAUUCUGCGGAAAAAUCACCAAGUGCAGCUAGAGCAACGUAAGCGAAUCCAGAAGAGCAGUCGGAUAUUCAAACUAUCUCCGUUUCUAGACCCAACCGGAGUCAUGCGAAUGGGAUCACGCAUCGCUGCCGCGGAGUGCGUUUCAGAUGAAGCCAAGUUUCCCGUGAUCUUGCCGAAGGAUCACUACGUCACGCAGCUAGUGAUUAACUGGUAUCAUAAGAAGUAUAGACACGCGAACAACGAAACGGUGGUGAACGAAAUGCGGCAGAAGUUCCACGUCUCAGAACUGCGAACAGCCGUCAAGAAGGUGGCAAGUUGCUGUAACUGGUGUAGAGUCUACAAAUCGAAACCACAAGUCCCACCGAUGGCUCCACUGCCUCCGGCACGCCUUACGCCGUAUGUCAGGGCUUUCACCUUUACGGGACUGGACUAUUUCGGUCCGAUCACUGUUCGCUUUGGCCGUGGUGGUGUUAAAAGGUGGGUUGCGCUCUUCACCUGCCUAGGAACCCGAGCAGUCCACUUAGAAGUCGCCUACACUCUGUCCUCCGAAUCCUGCAAGAUGGCAAUACGUAGGUUCAUUGCCCGCCGAGGUGCGCCACAGGAAAUCUACUCAGAUCAAGGCACCAAUUUCCAAGGUGCUAGUACGGAGCUAAGGCAGCAAAUCGGUGCCAUCAAUCGGGAUCUAGCGGGGACGUUCACAAACGUAGACACGCAGUGGAAGCUCAAUCCUCCUUACGCACCCCAUAUGGGAGGCAUAUGGGAAAGGCUGGUGCGCUCAGUCAAGACUGGACUGGCAUACAUGGAGUUGUCAAAGAAUCCGAAUGAGGAGACCUUGGUAACUGCUCUAGCAGAGGUGGAAUCCAUGGUGAACUCGCGACCCUUAACCUAUCUACCAAUCGACAGCGAGGAAUGCGCAGCCUUGACACCGAACCACUUUCUACUGUUGAGUUCAAGCGGAGUGGUUCAACCGGCGGUUCAGCCAAUCGAGGAGAAUAUGGCAUUGCGGUCGAACUGGAAGCAGGUUCAGGUAAUGCUGGAUCGAUUUUGGGUGCGGUGGAUCAGGGAAUACCUGCCUGUCAUCUCCCGACAACCAAAGUGGUUUGGAGAGGUCACUUCAAUCAACAUUGGAGAUUUGGUUGUCGUUGUGAACGAGAGUGUAAGGAACAGCUGGAUCAGAGGAAGAGUCACUCGGGUGUAUCCUGGGCGAGAUGGACGAGUCCGCAGCGCGGAUGUUCAGACCUCAGCGGGUAUCAUGCGCCGACCGGCAACGAAGCUCGCUAUCCUGGAUGUAGCCAGAGAAGGAAGUAUAGCUUAA